AUGUGCUCAGUCGUUGGAUGCGUUUCGUUGAGUAGCACAAACCAGCGGUUCAAAUUACCAGAGGACCCGGAGCAGAGGCUGGAGUGGGUCCAGUUCCUCGCCACGGUCAACAAGCAGCGUUUUAAAGAGUCGUCCUGGACUGAUAUCACCAUUUGUAGCCAACAUUUUAAAGAUGACUGUUUUGAAAAGCUGACUCCGAGUGGUACAGUCCGGCUUAAGCCCGGUGCCGUCCCAUCAUUAUGUCUACGGCCAGAGUCUGACCAACCUGAGACAGAUCAGAAGAGCCAAACAUCUGUGGAGUCUGUUGAAACUGCGGAAGUAGCCCCUCAGUGUGAUGAACUUGACACAGAGUCAGCACUAACUUCAGUGGCUGCCCAAGAAAGCCCAGUGGUGCCAAUUGGUGUCUCAUGUUCAACUGAUGCUUUUAUAUCUUUAUACAGCCAGCUGAAACAAGACAAUGUGAACAUUGAUUUGAUCAGGGAAAAAGCAACACUUCUUAAGAUGAAAGGAAAAUAUAUUGUGAAUGAAGAACGCCUGCUCCAGUUGUUCAGCAGCAUGUGCCCGUCAUGUGGUGGUAAACUUCAGAUGGAGAAGUUCACCAAUGGGGUUCUCAUCAGCUUGAACCAACAGUGCCUUCAGUGUCAGUUCAGAAACCAAUGGAAAAACCAGGUCAAUGCUGCUGUCCUAACAGCUAAAGAUCAACACCUGACAGGAGGCACAGAUGUUACUCCAGAGACACAACAGUCUCUUUCACAGGAAGUGUCAACAGAUGACAAGCACAGCAGCGUCACAGGCCUCUCUGAGAAUGUUGCUCUUGUCGAUCAGCAAAGUGAUCCUGCGGAUGAAAUGGAAUCAAGUGAUGAAGGUGAAGUGGAGUCAGAUGACGAAUGGAAGCCACGGAAUACAUUUUUGCUGACCAAACAACCUCAAAAGGAAUCUGAUGAUGACGAAGAUGAAAGUGACGAGAUUGAAGAAGAUGAUUUUCCUACUUACACCUACCAACACAGUCAACUCUGCACAGAGUGUGGAAAGUUUUACGCUAAAUGGAGGCGUCACACUUGUGAACAUAAAAUUAAACCGUAUUCUUGUAACACUUGUGGCAAGAGAUGUGUCAGUGAGAACGCUCUGAACACUCACAGCAGAGUUCAUGAUGACAACCAUGAAUACCGGUGCAAAUACUGCCAUGUUACAUUCAAAACAAAAGUGGACAAAAUGACUCAUGAGAAGAUCCACCUAACUGAAGGAACGCCAUACAAAUGUACAGACUGUUCAGAGACUUUUGCCACCAAUAAAGAACGCAGAAUUCACCUGGACGAUCAUAGAGGCCCUAGGGAGUUAAAAUGUGACAUCUGUGGGAUUGAAUUUCUUUCACACCUUAAUCUCCAGAGACACAAAGUAGUUCAUACGGGAUUGAGGCCAUUUAAGUGUUCAGUGUGCCAACGUGGCUUCAACCAGGCAGGCCACCUCAAAUCCCACAUGCGCCUGCACACAGGGGAGAGGCCUUAUAAGUGUCAGCAUUGUGACAAAUGCUUCAAUCACAAUGUGAGCUUGAAGAGUCAUGUGCAGCGUUACCAUGCAUCCAUUUCUGUAUGUGAACCAAAAGAGAUAAACAAAAGAGCCAGUGACAGUGGUGAUGCUCAGGAGAACGGGGAUAAGAGAGACUCAGACUCAGAUGACAGUGAAGAGGAAGAAGAUGAUUCAGAUUCAGAUGUGCAGAAUGAUAGAAUAGGCGUAUCUCAAAAGAAAAAGAGAAGCACGGGUAGACCCAUAGGAAGGCCAAAGAGCAGCACAACAGGCAGCUCAGCUCAGACUGAAGGUCGAGGUUCAAACACUAAGAAUGCCAAAGUAAAGCCUCAGAAGUUAAAGAGAACUCGUUGCAGUGAUGAGGAAAGUGAAGACGAGCAGACUGACAUAUCCUUUGACUCGGCAGAGAGAGAAGUGGUGAAGAGCAAGAGAGAGAGGAAGAGCACAAAAUCUGGGAGCGACUCUGAUUUUGAUCCAGAAGAGAGAGAAAAAAUGAGCAGCCAGAAGACUUGUAAGAGCCCAGGGAAGCGAAGGGGAAGACCAAGAAAGAAUGUUGUGAUCUGAAAAAUCUUUAAAAAUAUGAAAAAUAAAGUUAGCGUUCAUAGACACUUUUAAUGAUUUCCUAAAAAAACAACACACAUGAUAGACAGUAUUCCUAUACCAGGUUUUUUUUAGAAUUUCACAAUUGGUCAUCACUGUUAAAGUCCGUGUAAAGUAAGAAUAAAUAUGUGUUCUGAGUUUGACAUACCACAGAAAAGUGUGUUGUUAACCACCCUGCCAAAUUUGAAUGAUUAAAAAAAAUCGAAUAUAUGAAAUUAGGCUUCAAAAUUGUGUAAAAAUCAACCUUUUUCUCUGCACUCAAACGCUGUGGGAGUGCCCGCCGAGUCCGCUGAA
Molecule: messenger RNA, 2418 nt
Organism: Scomber scombrus (Atlantic mackerel)
Lineage: Eukaryota; Metazoa; Chordata; Actinopteri; Scombriformes; Scombridae
Product: zinc finger protein 426-like
Exons: 5
Coding region: 1-2088 (695 amino acids)
Biological process (GO): regulation of transcription by RNA polymerase II
Molecular function (GO): DNA-binding transcription factor activity; RNA polymerase II cis-regulatory region sequence-specific DNA binding
Source: RefSeq, a predicted model, not a curated record